UGCUUCACGUACACCCCAUCGCUCCCGGCUGAGGAACCAAUCAGCUGCCGAGCUGCGCAGUGAGCUCGGAAGCGGCCGUUGGCCGCACUCGGAGUGAGGGGAUCAGUGGCGCAGCGGGAGGCGGAGGCCGAGGCCGGCGGGGAUGGUUGGCCGGGAGAAGGAGCUCAAGAUCCGCUUCAUGCCGGGGCAGUGCGAGCUGGUGGAGGAAGAUGUUGAUAUUCCCAAUAGACGUGUUCUGAUUACAGGAGCUACUGGGCUUCUUGGCAGAGCUGUGUACAAAGAAUUUAAUGAAAACAAUUGGCAUGCAGUUGGCUGUGGAUACAGUAGAGCUCGACCCAAAUUUGAACGGAUUAAUCUUCUGAAUUCUGUUGAGGUUCAUGACAUUAUCCAGGAUUUUCAGCCUCAUGUGAUAGUGCAUUGUGCUGCUGAGAGAAGACCAGAUGUUGUAGAAAGUCAAGCAGAUGCUGUUUCUCAGCUCAAUGUGACUGCUUCAGGGAACUUAGCAAAAGAAGCAGCUGGAGUUGGAGCAUUUCUGAUCUACAUUAGUACAGACUAUGUGUUUGAUGGAACAAAUCCUCCGUAUAAAGAGAGUGAUGCACCAAAUCCCCUAAAUCUUUAUGGUAAAACUAAAUUAGAAGGAGAAAAGGCAGUCCUUGAAAAUAAUGAAGGUGCUGCAGUGCUCAGAAUUCCUAUCUUAUAUGGGGAAGUAGAAAAUCUGGAAGAGAGUGCUGUGACUGUUAUGUUUGAUAAAGUGCAGUUCAGUAACAAAUCAGCCAAUAUGGACCAUUGGCAACAGAGAUUUCCCACCAACAUCAAGGAUGUAGCCUGUGUUUGCCGGCAGCUAUCAGAGAAGAGAAUGUUGGAUCCAUCAAUAAAAGGAACAUUCCACUGGUCUGGUAAUGAACAAAUGACCAAGUAUGAAAUGGCCUGUGCUAUAGCAGAUGCUUUCAACCUUCCCAGCAGCCACUUGAGACCAAUUACUGAUAGCCCAGUAGUGGGUGCUCUUCGUCCGAGGAAUGCUCAGCUCGACUGCUCCAAGCUAGAGAUGCUGGGAAUAGGACAACGAACUCCGUUUCGAGUUGGGAUCAGAGAAUCACUUUGGCCUUUCCUUGUUGACAAGAGAUGGAGACAGACUGUCUUCCAUUAAUUUGUAAACUUUUUAAUGAAAGUAUGGUAUGUGGCACUUUUUUAAAAAAGGAAAAAAAUAGUUUUGUAUGAGUGUUCUUAAAAAUUGUGACACUUAUGAGCUUUCAUUGAAUCAGGUAAAAAUAUGGUCUUGCACUAGUGAAAUUGUUAGCCUAAAAAGCUCAGUGGCAAAAAA
Molecule: messenger RNA, 1321 nt
Organism: Trachemys scripta elegans
Lineage: Eukaryota; Metazoa; Chordata; Testudines; Emydidae
Gene: MAT2B
Product: methionine adenosyltransferase 2B
Exons: 7
Coding region: 143-1147 (334 amino acids)
Biological process (GO): S-adenosylmethionine biosynthetic process
Cellular component (GO): methionine adenosyltransferase complex
Molecular function (GO): methionine adenosyltransferase regulator activity
Source: RefSeq, a predicted model, not a curated record